Sclerotinia sclerotiorum 1980 UF-70 is the source of this 3513-nucleotide messenger RNA. RefSeq lists its product as hypothetical. The transcript has 3 exons. Gene Ontology annotation, molecular function: translation initiation factor activity; GTP binding; GTPase activity. Gene Ontology annotation, biological process: translational initiation. Lineage: Eukaryota; Fungi; Ascomycota; Leotiomycetes; Helotiales; Sclerotiniaceae. The coding region runs from base 1 to 3513 and encodes 1170 amino acids. The record is from RefSeq and is a predicted model, not a curated record.
AUGCGCUUUUUAUCGAAACCACCCGUUGAAGGUGCAGCAGUACGAGAAUCCGAAGAAUAUGAAUCACCUCCCCCUGUGCAACCGCAGACACCUGCUGCACCAUGGCGUCCAGGACCUGGGAUGGGAAUGGGUUUUGGUAAAGCAACCUUUGGAGGGUCUAAAAUUCCAGGAAUAGGUACCUCUGCCACCUUCGGUCGUCCAGCACCUGGAAUUCCUAUGAAGUCUACCAUACCAGAUCCUCCAAAACCUGAGUCACCGAAUAGGCUUUUUCCUGAAGAAGAGCUUCGUAUAAGCCAACAACGAAAAGUCGAAGUACAUUCAGGACCAGGACCAGAGACGAAUAGGGCUUCCAGGCCAAUACCGCGUUCACAGGAGGAGAGGUUGGAAAUAGCUAGGAUAGCAGCGAAAAGGAUGGAGGCUAUGAAUAUACAUGCGAUGAACAAGCAGCACGCUCAGCCUGAUGCGCCUUUGCGAUUUUUUGUGAAGGACGAAUCUCGCAUUCGUAGUCAGGUUUCUAGUCAAAUAAUAAAUGACUCUACUGAACCCACUACUAUAUCUGAAUUUAGUAGCGAGUCUUCUGAAAACGCAUCAAAUUGGACGCAAUUGAGAAAGAAGAUAGAAGAGAAGCACCAUCCGCCGCCACCACAACCGACCCAAGAUCCUAUUUCUGAAGCUCAAGCCAAAAGGGAACAAGAAGCUAGUUCGGGGACUUACACACCACUGAGAAACAGAAUUCCUUCAGAAAGAGGUCGUUUUACAGAGGUUCCACGAGCAGAUAUGUGGAGUAGGCCCAAUAAUUAUGAUAAAAGCAAUUCCACGACUCCAAUCUCACAAACUAUCCCUACGAAUAUCUACCAACGACCCCUAAACAGUCCCGAAGACAGGUGGAGUAAGCCAAAUAAUUAUGAUAGAGGCAAUUCCAGGACUCCAAUCUCACAAAUCACCCCUACGAAUAAUUACCAGCGCCCCCAAAACAUUCCCGAAAGUACAUCUAUGUCAAGUUCACAUCUAGCAACAAAUCCAGGAUCAACACGUCCCCCUCAACCAGUGCCAUCUGCCCGUAAUAUGUUAAAACCUCUGGGAUCUUUUGGCACUUUCGGGUCUCCUUCCUUUGGCGCAGGAUUUGGUAAGAUUGGUGGAAGCGAUUUCAAAAUUCCCGGCUUAGCAACCCCAAGCCCCUUGGUCGAGCCAGAAAAAAUCCAAGAGGUUCAAAGUGCCGCUGAAGAACCAGAAAGGGCCCAAGAGGUUCAAAAUGCCGUCGAAGAACCAGAUAAAAGCCUUGAAGCUGGGAACUCCGUCGAAGAACCUGCCCAAGAGACCGUAGCAUUUAGUCCAUUAGCUACGGGGCCAGAAGGAGAUUCAGAUGCUCGUGAACAAGUUAUUAAUCAAUCUUCAUCCCCAGAUGAAUUAACAAUACGACAUCGAAAAUUGUCAGGACGUUGGGGAGCGGAGGACGACACGAUUUUGAAGGAAAAGGAUCCGAAUUACAGAGAUCAUAAAUUGCCGAAAAACGCACACAGUAAAGUGGCCAAAAAGGCCGCCAGGAGACAACGUGAAAUGUCAAUGGACCGAGAUGAUGAAGUAAGAGACUUAGCUGCUGAGCGAGCAGAACUUAAAAAGCAAAGAAAACGUGAAAAGGCAGCAAAAAAGGCAGCUGCGCCGACUCCCAUCAUUUUACCCGAAUUUAUCAGUGUCUCCAACCUAGCCGUCGCUCUAAAGGUUAAACUCGAGAAUUUCCUAGAAAAGAUGGAGGAAUUAGGUUUCGAAGGUGUAAACCAUGAUCACAUUUUGAAUGCUGAAAAUGCGGGACUCAUUGCUAUGGAGUACAAUUUCGAAGCUAUCAUAGAACGAGGCGAAUCCGAAGACUUGAAAGCUAGACCACCAGCGGAAGAUCCAUCAAUAUUACCACAAAGAGCUCCGGUUGUCACUAUCAUGGGACAUGUUGAUCAUGGUAAAACUACAAUUCUUGAUUAUCUUCGAAAGUCUUCUGUCGCGGCAUCAGAACAUGGUGGCAUCACUCAACACAUCGGAGCAUUUUCGGUACCUAUGCCUUCUGGAAAGACUAUUACUUUCCUUGACACACCUGGUCAUGAAGCUUUCUUGAGUAUGCGUCAAAGAGGUGCAAAUGUUACGGAUAUUGUAAUUUUGGUUGUUGCUGCAGAUGAUAGUGUUAAACCACAAACUAUCGAAGCUAUCAAUCAUGCCAAAGCGGCAAAGGUACCAAUAAUUGUUGCUAUCAACAAAAUUGAUAGGCCUGAGAUUGAUAUUGAACGUGUCAAACAAGAUCUUGCUCGUCAUGGUGUUGAAAUUGAAGAUUUUGGUGGUGACACUCAAGUUGUUUGUGUUAGUGGCAAGACUGGUCAAGGAAUGGAUGAUUUAGAAGAAGCCGCCGUUACAUUGACCGAAAUUCUUGAUAUGCGAGCUGAAAAAGAUGGACAAGCAGAAGGUUAUGUCAUUGAAGCAAGUAUUAAACCUAUGGGCAAAGUUGCUACAGUCUUGGUUAGACGAGGUACCAUGCGACCAGGAGAUUUCAUCGUCGCUGGUAAAACUUGGGCUAGAAUUAGAUGUUUACGUAACGAAGCAGGAGUUGAAAUUGGAGAAGCUGGUCCUGGUAUUCCAGUAGAAAUUGAUGGAUGGAGAGAACAACCAAUUGCUGGAGAUGAAGUUCUUCAAGCUCCUGAUGAAGCAAAAGCUAAAAGUGUUAUUGAAUUUCGACUAGAGAAGGAAGAAAGGGAUAAAAUGGCCGAGGAUAUGGAAGCUAUUAAUGAGAAUCGCAAGAUCGAACACGAUAAACGUGAACGUGAAAAGGCAGAGAAAGAAGCUGCUCUUGCUGGCGAGGAAGAUCAAGUACAAGAUACUGCUGCUCCUAGUAAAGAUCCUGCUGGUCCGAAACCCAUCUACUUUGUCGUUAAGGGUGAUGUGAGCGGAUCCGUUGAAGCAGUUAUCGAUCAACUUAACUCUACCAGUACUAAAGAAGUCGAAGCCAUCGUUCUCCGAUCGGGAGUGGGUAAACUCAGCGAAUCAGAUAUCGAACAUGCCGCUACAGCAAAGGGAUAUGUUAUUAAUUUUAACACUGAGGUGGAACCCAAUAUUGCUCAAUUUGCUGCUCAAAACAAAGUCACCAUCUUGGAUAAUAAUAUUAUCUAUAGAUUGAUGGAUGAUGUUAGAGCUGAAAUGUCGAAAUCCUUACCACCAUUGGUGACACAAAGAGUAUUGGGCGAAGCUUUUGUGGCGCAAAUUUUCGAUAUUAAUAUCAAGGGGAGGAAGUAUAGGAGUAUAGCGGGUUGUAAGGUUCGUAAUGGAACAGUGGCGAAGGAUGCUAGGUAUAGGGUAUUGAGAGAUGGAGAGAAGGUCUUUGAUGGUAAACUUGAUUCCCUCAAAAAUGUAAAGAAAGAUGUUCCGGAAAUGAGAAAGGGUGGAGAAUGCGGUAUGGGGUUUAUUGGCUGGUCGGAUUUUAAGGUCGGUGAUCAAAUUCAAGCGUAUGAGGAGAUUCGUGAGAAGAGAUAUUUGUGA